ACAAGCUUUCAAAAAUCAAAUCCUAAAGAAAGUGUUCUCCUCCUCAACGAUGAAUGCGACUAUGGAUGUCGAUACUGUAGACUUGUUACAAGACUGUGUUACAACUGACUGGUGCCAAAAGGAAGUUGUAACAGUUGGUGGGAGGAUCGAGAAGGCGGUGGAGUAUGUGGAUUUAAGCGAUAGUGUUCAUACUAGCAUGAGUACGAGCACAAACUCAAACGCAACGAUUAGUACAAGCACUCAUACGAGCAUAAACACGAGCACUCACAGCAACGAUUCGGUCACUUUUGCCAAAACGAGACGGUCGUGGAAAAGGCCGAAAGACAAACCAAUGCGCCCUCUGAGUGCAUACAACAUGUUCUUUCGUAAGUAAUUUAUGAUUACUACUGUUGGUGCUGUAAUUCCAUCCGCUUGUUUUGUACCAAUCGAUGCCUGUAGAGGCUUUGUAUUUCCACUGUUUUUGCCCUCUUUUCCUCAUGGUUUUCUUGGCAUUUUUGAUUUGAUUUAAUGAAGAAAAUAUGCGCGAACGAAUUGUGGCUGGAAAUCUGACGGAUCUAACCGCCGAAGAAGUCGAAGUCAGCGUCCAGACACUCCUGAAAUCCAAAAAACGCGGCCCCAAAAAGCGACAGGAACGAAAAAGUCACAAUCAAAUCAGUUUUGGAGAUCUCGCACGUACCAUCGCCACCAAGUGGAAGGCGAUCGAACCUGACAUUAAAGCAGUAUAUACCAAGUUUGCCAAGGCAGAAAAAUCCCGGUACACGAAGGAAGUACUGGCUUGGAAGAGAAAGAAGGAAAGCGAACUCCAUGCCGCAGCUUCGAGGCCUCGAACGGGAAAUGGAAGCAGCACACACAGCUUAAGCACUGCAAGUCUUAGCCAAUCUUGGAAAUCUCUCUCCCUACAGGGCUCGUUCUCGAAUGGUACCAACCAAGCAGAUUCUUCGAGCUCAUCCCUUGACGAGGUACUCAAGCGGCAGCGAGACAUUUUGGUGGAAAUGGGGUUUCCUGAAAAAGGUUUACGUGAAAGCGAUGCCGUUGCAAGGCAGGUGCCAGAUGCAGAACAGGAUCCAUGUCUCCAACAGCGGCGUGCAACCGGUUUCUUCCGAACUGGAGAUCCCAUUGGUUGUCAAAACUCCAAUACCAAUGGUUGCAAUGGGGACGAUAACAUUAGCCAAAAUUGUGAUACAUUGCCUGAGAACAUAAUGUUUGGUGACUGUGGCAGCGAAGAGCAGCGGCGGCGGCGGCAGCAGAGGGAUCAAAAGCAUUGGCAUCAGCAACAUCAAUCACAACAAGAGCAUCAACAGCAUGAUGUGGAAGAUUUUCAGGGGAGUGAAGUUGCGGAAUCACAAUUACAACCACAAACCAAAGGACAGCAUAUUCUUCUGCGAUUACAAGAACAACAGCUGCAACAACUCUGGGAAUUGCAGAAGGCUCGGGACGAAACUAGUCGUAUGAGUAACAUCACCACUACAAAUAUACUGAGCCACGUGCGUCAACCGAGGAUAAGCAAUUGUGACCAUUCAAAUGCAUUACAUUUGGGGCAACAGCAGCAGCGAUCACGAAUAGAAAAGCUUACGGAUUCGCAGAACCAAUGGUUAUCCAUGAUGGAGCAGUCGGAUUUGGUCCAGCUCAAGCGACUUGAAGAAAUCACCAAAAAGCUGGACGAUCUGAAGGAUCAGCAGCGACGUCUGAAGCAGCUCACAAAGGAUUGUCACGACAUGGACGAAUCAAUGUUUCGCGACGCUGGCAGCAAUCUUGCUAAGUCGAUCUCGAAGACCUACGAUCGAAUCAGCAACAAUGAUUUCUCUGCCAGCACAAGCUCUGAUUCUCCGAACAGUCCUGUCUUUGUCCGAUGCCAACUCAGUACCAGACAACCGACGGGUGGUUUGCUCCCCGAUGACAUUGCUGAGGGACAUCUCCUGGGAGGAAACAACAACGGUCUUGCUGCCGAUUUCAACCAGGCUUGUAGGCUAAACCAGGCGUUACAGUUUGAGUCAGCGUUUCUCUCUCAGCCAUGUUGUGAAUCGAUGCGAACGGAAGAUGGUCGGUUGGGUUCUGAAUAAUGCUGCGGUGAAUGCAAAAAAGGUCGAAGAGAUCAACAUCAAUACCAUCUCAAGUAAAACCACACAUCAAAAGAUCAGAAGAAGGAGAUUACACAACAAAGGAAAUAGAGAAAGAGAUAGUUU
Messenger RNA from Pseudo-nitzschia multistriata, 2183 nucleotides. NCBI's taxonomy places the organism in Eukaryota, Bacillariophyta, Bacillariophyceae, Bacillariales, Bacillariaceae. The record is from the annotation of a GenBank genome assembly.